AUGGUGAGAAGCCCUGGUUGUGACAAAACUGGAUUGAGAAAAGGGACAUGGACACCGGAAGAAGACAAGAAGUUAAUUGCUUAUGUAACUAGAUAUGGAUGUUGGAAUUGGCAACAACUACCUAAAUUUGCAGGUCUUGAAAGGUGUGGGAAGAGUUGUAGGUUAAGGUGGUUGAACUAUCUAAGACCAGAUAUCAAAAGAGGAAAUUUUACUCAACAAGAAGAAGAUACUAUCAUCAAACUUCAUCAAAAACUUGGUAAUAGAUGGAUUAGGAUAGCUGCAAAUUUACCAGGAAGAACAGAUAAUGAGAUAAAGAAUCAUUGGCACACUGUCUUAAAAAAGCGUUUUACAAAGAAUAAUAAAUCAGAAUCAGACACUAAAAAUGAAACAAGAAACUGGAAAGAUACAAAUUCAGAUAACCCUACCAUGGAAGAGCAAAACAAACGUGGUCCCAAUAUUACAACUGCAUUGUCUUCAAUCCCAUCUUCAAGUGAAACAAUAGACACUCCAACAACUAGGGAGAUAUCAUAUGAAAAAUAUCUUUUUGAUGAGCUUCCUUUAAUGGAUGAAUACAUGGAUGUUUUAAAUGAUAAUUUCUGGACAGAACCAUAUAUUAUAGACAAUUCUUAUGUCCCUCCAAAUCAAGAAGAUACAUUACUACCUGUCUGGUGUGAACAUGAAUACUUCAGCUUUGGAGCCAUGGAGAAUAAAUUGUUGCAGUAA
Lathyrus sativus (Indian pea) is the source of this 723-nucleotide messenger RNA. The record is from the annotation of a GenBank genome assembly. NCBI's taxonomy places the organism in Eukaryota, Viridiplantae, Streptophyta, Magnoliopsida, Fabales, Fabaceae.